UAUACCUAUCAGCCAUGAAAACCAACCCAUCACCUUCCUAAACCCCAAAACACCCACACAAAAACCAAAAAAACCUUAACAAACACACACUGAGAAAAACCAUUCAUCUUCUUCAUCACACAACCUUAAAAAAACAUUUUCACAGGCACAAAAGAAAAAAAAGAAAAAUCACCAUCAUGUCAUCAUAUUCUUAUUUUUCAGACACUUACGCUGAUGUCGCUGCUAAACCCGGUCGUUAUCCGGGUCGACCCAACUACUACCAACCCCAACUCCGUCGCACCACCCCCACCACUCCCUACAUUCACCCUCAUGGUCGUGGUCGACCCGGACCUGGACCCGGAUCAGGUAUGACCCGAACCGGUUACCAGUAUCAUGAUACCAACAACCUUGCAAACAGAUUUAACCAACUAAGCGUUAAUGAAAAAGAAACUGAAUUUGAAAAGGACGAUAACACUGGGAUUAAUUUUGAUGCAUAUGAGGACAUACCCGUGGACGUAACCGGGUCGGAUGUACCCGACCCGGUAAACAAGUUCACGGAUAUUGAUCUGGGUCGGGUUUUGAAUGAGAAUAUAAGAGAGAGGUGUAAGUAUGUGAAGCCAACGCCGAUUCAAAGGCAUGCUAUUCCGGUGAUUAUGGCCGGACGUGACUUGAUGGCGUGUGCUCAGACUGGAAGUGGUAAAACGGCAGCGUUUUGUUUUCCGAUUAUUUCUGGGGUGUUGAAAGUGCCGUCGGCGAAGAUUCCGGUGGUGUACGGACGGCGGGAGAGGGUGGCGUAUCCUCUUGCUCUUAUUUUGUCUCCCACUAGGGAACUUUGUUGUCAGAUAUUUGAAGAAGCUAAAAAGUUCUGUUACCAAACUGGUGUAAGAGUUGCUGUUGCCUAUGGAGGUGCACCAAGAUAUGAACAGCUACGAAACUUUGAGAGGGGUGUGGAUAUACUAGUUGCCACUCCAGGAAGAUUGACGGACAUGAUUGAAAUAUCAAGAGUUUCACUUAAUAAGAUCAAGUAUUUGGCUCUAGAUGAAGCUGAUCGUAUGUUGGAUAUGGGGUUUGAACCUCAAAUCAGAAAGAUUGUGGAGCGGUUGAAUAUGCCCCCACCUGGUCGGAGACAGACUAUGCUUUUCAGUGCAACAUUUCCUGCUGAAAUUCAAAGACUUGCAUCGGACUUUCUUUCGAACUACAUAUUUCUAUCUGUUGGAAGAGUUGGUUCAAGUACUGAUCUAAUUGUUCAAAAAGUGGUGUUCGUUGAGGACAGUGAGAAGCAGGAGUAUUUAAGAAAUCUUCUUCAUGAUCAGAAAGCUAAUGGAAAUCUUGGAAAGAAUGCGCUGAAUUUAAUUUUUGUGGAGACAAAGAGAGGUGCAGAUUCGUUAGAACGUUGGCUAGGCAAGAUGGGGUUCCCUGCCAUCGCUAUUCAUGGUGACAAAGUGCAGUUUGAACGGGAAAGAGCCUUGAGAUCAUUCAAACUUGGCGUGACUCCAAUACUGGUGGCUACUGAUGUUGCUUCGAGAGGGCUGGAUAUCCCUAGGGUUGCUCACGUGAUCAAUUUUGAUUUGCCACGUGACAUUGAUAGCUAUGUUCAUAGAAUUGGGAGGACAGGCCGUGCUGGUAAAUCUGGAUUAGCAACGGCUUUUUUCAAUGAUAAGAAUUCAUGCAUUGCUAAAGCACUUUCUGAGCUUAUGAUAGAAGCACAUCAGGAAGCACCAGAUUGGCUUAAUCAGUAUGCCGAGAGUUAUGCAGCAUUGAAUGAACAAAAUUAUGGAUCUAAUAAGUUUGGCGGUCGAGAUUUCAGGAAUAGAAAUGAUAGCUCUUAUGGAACUGCUGAUUAUGACAACGCUUCUGAUGGCAAUGACUAUUAUGCUUAUUCUCAAACAAUGAAUGGCACGGCUUCUGGUGGCUAUGACCACUAUGCUCCUACACCUCUGAAUGGAGAUUAUGGUGGGACUUCUAAUGGUUUUGACUCUUAUGCUUCUCAACCUGUGGCAGCAGACUUUGGUGGUGGUGCUGACUGGGAGUGAGUGAUUGAUACCUUUUGCCACCCUAUAUUAUGACUACAUGAAAAUAUUACUUAAUUUUUGCUAACUAAAAAUGAUGGGGAUGGCGGUAUCAAGGUUAUGUAGUUGGCUUUUUGGACUACUUGGUAGAUGGAACUGAUAGAUAAAUGAUUUUUGCAUUGUGGGUUAGUAGUUAGUAGUUACAACCUACAGGUUGCAACCACAAAGGUUUUGCCUUUUUGGAUUAAAGAAGGAUAUGUAAAGAUUCAACAACCAUGAAUGAUAUGGAUUGUUACUUUUGGCAAUGGCAUAUGCACA
Molecule: messenger RNA, 2306 nt
Organism: Erigeron canadensis
Lineage: Eukaryota; Viridiplantae; Streptophyta; Magnoliopsida; Asterales; Asteraceae
Product: DEAD-box ATP-dependent RNA helicase 52-like
Exons: 6
Coding region: 177-2012 (611 amino acids)
Cellular component (GO): nucleus
Molecular function (GO): ATP binding; RNA helicase activity; RNA binding
Source: RefSeq, a predicted model, not a curated record